AUGAGUUACUACAAUCAUCAACAAGCUCCAGUGGUAUAUCCUCCACCUCCGGCGGCUCAAGUUUAUCCUCCUCCGCAGCCGCCUCAGGCUCAACCGUACUAUCCUCCUCCAGUCCAGGGUCCGUAUGUUGUCCCACCGCCUGUUGUUUACCCCAUGAAAGCUGGAGCCGGAGCACCCCACCAACGCCCACAACCUGAAGAAACUAAACGUAGGGGAAGUGGAUUCUGCAGAGGAUGUUGUGCUGCCUUGUGUUGCUGCUGCCUCCUAGAUUGCUGCUUUUGA
Hibiscus syriacus is the source of this 282-nucleotide messenger RNA. RefSeq names its product cysteine-rich and transmembrane domain-containing protein B-like. The transcript has 3 exons. Lineage: Eukaryota; Viridiplantae; Streptophyta; Magnoliopsida; Malvales; Malvaceae. The record is from RefSeq and is a predicted model, not a curated record. Bases 1 to 282 code for a protein of 93 amino acids. Gene Ontology annotation, cellular component: plasma membrane.